AUGUAUGCACUUCAAACAAUAUUAAACAAUGAUCAAUUACAACUUGAUGAAACAACUGAAAAACUUCUAUCACAACUUCGUGAACGAAAUAAAAUUGUUUCAUUAGAUCUUAAACAAUUUGUUGAGACAUAUCUCAUUGAAAUAGCUUCACUUACUGAUAAACGUGAUACAUCAAAACAUGAACAACAAAUAACUGUUUGGAGACGUGAACGACAAGAACAACUUGAUUAUCAAAUUCAUCGUUUUGUUACUGAACAAAAAAAGCGAAUUUAA
Molecule: messenger RNA, 273 nt
Organism: Rotaria sp. Silwood1
Lineage: Eukaryota; Metazoa; Rotifera; Eurotatoria; Philodinida; Philodinidae
Source: the annotation of a GenBank genome assembly